CCUGCUGACACUCCCGAGGCGGCGUUUGACAUGAUCGCUUCAUCAAACCUCGAGCCGGCAGCCACGCUGGAGCUCAACUCUGCUCCUGACCUUGAGACCGAAGCGCCAGCUGCAGCAGAGGAUCUAGAGGAAGUUCCCGCCAGCGAACCAGAAGAAAAGGUGGAGCAGGUUCUUCCAGAGGAGGAAGCAGAGGAGGAGGAGAUCCCCUUGGAUGAUGAGCAGGAGCCGGCAGCACCAGCGGAGCAGGAGCUCAGUCCUCCUGAGGUCCUGGCUCCAGUGGAGGAGCCCAUCGAGGCUCCAGUUCCAGCUCUGGUUGAGGAGCUCAUUGAGGAGCCGGCACCAGCACCUGCUCCUGCUCCGACUCCGGCCAAUACAGACGGAGUCAAUCUCAGCAUCAGCCAAGAUGUGGACGGGCUGAUCACGCAGGCCCUGCUGACCGGAGACUUCGAGGGCGCCGUGGAGCUCUGUCUCCAUGACAACCGGAUGGCAGACAGCAUCAUCCUGGCCAUCGCCGGAGGGGCCGAGCUGCUGGAGAAAACCCAGAGGAAGUAUUUUACGAAAACGCACAGCAAGAUAACCAAGCUGAUCAGCGCCGUGGUGAUGAAAGAUUGGCACGACAUCCUGAAGACGUGCGACCUGCAGAACUGGAGGGAAGCGCUGGCUGCUGUCAUGACCUACGCUCAGCCCGAGGAGUUCUCGUCCCUCUGUG
Messenger RNA from Plectropomus leopardus (leopard coralgrouper), 709 nucleotides. NCBI's taxonomy places the organism in Eukaryota, Metazoa, Chordata, Actinopteri, Perciformes, Serranidae. The record is from RefSeq and is a predicted model, not a curated record.